Molecule: messenger RNA, 492 nt
Organism: Drosophila eugracilis
Lineage: Eukaryota; Metazoa; Arthropoda; Insecta; Diptera; Drosophilidae
Exons: 4
Coding region: 73-492 (139 amino acids)
Source: RefSeq, a predicted model, not a curated record
CUGUCAAUACUUUAGGAUAAAUUUCUGUGUUUCUGCCGCACAGAUUGUUAGGUACACCAACGAUAAAAAACUAUGUUCGCCACAGCGCGAGUUUUGAGUUCCGCGAAAUGCAUCCGACUGUUGCCAACUUGUGUCCUGGCUCAAGAAUCUGCAAAUCUAAAGUUGCGGAAGAACUUGGCUUUAAUGAGGGGCAAUAUAGUUUAUAGACUAAAUUUUAAGCGGCAAAUUGCCGACAAAUUCCACGACAAGGGCAAAGGCGAUGAAUUCAACUAUUUCCUGAAACUUGGCAACGAGCAAUUCUUGAAGCUGAAAAAGAACAGAAUCAAGCAAAUCUUCGCUGAUAUUCAGAAACUAGAAGAAGACAUCAAGAAAAUGGAAAAACAGACAAGCCGCAAGUCCCAGAAGAACAGAGAGAAGCUUAAGAACGACUUGAAAGAGCUCAAGGAAAUGCUGAAGAGAUUCAAAAAGUCUCUCGAAAAAGAAGCAGAGUGA